CAAUUUCGGUUUACCUUUCAAGUCUUGCUAGCAGUGUGUUGUGGUGCUGUUUCGUGUGUCGAUGGGUAAACAUCGUGAUAAAAGCAAGCACAGUACUACAUCUGGACAUAGACGCUGUGACCAUGAUGAUAGGCAAGAUAACGAUCGUCAUGCCAAGCGCCCAAGGCACGAAAGGAGGUCGAGAGAGAGUGGCCAAGAAGAACCGAAGCCCAACAGGUUGCAUCACGAUCAAGGCGAGCCUCGAAGUUUGCUAUUCUUCCGUCAUGAACUCUCAAGGAUUUUCUUCGCUGACAACAGCCCGAUACGCAGGAACUCCAAGCAGUACGACGACUUUUGGACGUUUCUGAAGAAGUAUGAAGAGCACAAGCGGAAAAAGCGUGAUGAGCCCGGGGAACCUCGAGAAAACCCAUCUGACUACCUGGAAACAUCUCUGGGACUACCACAGACCUACGACCCGAUCCACAAGGUCAACUUCUCUGUCUUCCCCGGUGAACCCAAGGCCCUGAUGCUUGACGCCGGCGUUAUGGUUGACACAGACGACAGCGCUAACUCGCUGUCCGAAGCAGAUGUCGCAGAGGCUCGCACAGUUUUCCACCUCUUCCUGGACUUCCUCCAGCGCCAAAAAUUCGCCAAACUCAAAAAGCUGCGUGAUUUCCAAAGGAACCUCCCGAUCGCUCAACAGAAAGAAGCCAUCAUCGAAGCGGUCCAGAAACAUCAGGUGGUCCUGAUCGCUGGGGACACCGGUUGCGGCAAGUCGACGCAGAUACCGCAAUACCUCCUUAAUGCAGGCUUCGAGGGGAUUGUCUGCACCCAGCCGCGCAGGAUCGCGGCCAUCGCACUCUGCAAGCGCGUCGCGUUUGAGACCCUCAAUGAGUAUGGCACGCACAUCGGGUACCAGAUCCGGUUCGAGCGGCACCGCAGCAAGCACACGAGGAUGAUCUUUAUGACAGAGGGGCUCCUGCUGAGGCAGAUCAGCAGCGACGCAAUGCUGAAGGACUACAGCGUGAUCAUCCUUGACGAAAUCCACGAGCGGCACCUGACAUGCGACUUCCUUCUGGGCGUCGUCAAGUGCCUACUUCAGCACCGGGAGGACCUCAAGGUCAUCCUCAUGUCAGCCACGAUCAACAUCCAGCUGUUUGCGCAGUACUUCAACAACUGCCCCGUUGUUCAGGUGCCAGGACGCCUGUUCCCCAUCCAAGUUCAGUACUGCCCAGUCCCCGUCGAAGAGAAGCGUUCCCGCACUGGCCGCCUCAACCCGGCUCCCUAUGUCCGUCUGCUCAGCCUGGUGGACAACAAGUACCCCAGUUCAGAGAGGGGGGACCUGCUGGUCUUCCUCAGCGGCAUGAGCGAGAUCUCGGCCGUUCAGGAGGCGGCUGAACAGUAUGCGAGUCAGAACGGCCACUGGAUCAUACUUCCACUCCACAGCACUCUGUCGCUGGCCGAACAGGACAAGGUGUUUGACUAUGCCCCCGAAAAGGUGCGCAAGUGCAUCCUCUCCACAAACAUUGCGGAGACCUCGGUGACCAUCGACGGCGUGCGCUUUGUCAUCGACUCGGGCAAGGUGAAGGAGAUGAGCUACGACUCGGCCAGCCACAUGCAGAAGCUCAAGGAGUUCCCCAUCAGCAGGGCCAGCGCUGAGCAGCGCAAGGGACGGGCUGGCAGGACAGGUCCUGGCGUCUGCUUCCGCCUCUACUCGGAGCUGGAAUAUGAGGCGCUGUCUGCCUACUCCACCCCCGAGAUCCAGAGGGUGCCCCUCAACUCCCUUCUGCUCCAGCUGGUGGCACUGGGCCUACCCAACGUGCGCCAGUUCCCAUUUCUGGAGCCUCCGCCGAGCGAGAGCAUUGAGGAAGCUGUCCAAGUGCUCAAGGAACAGGGUGCCCUGACAGCGGACGAGGAGCUCACCCCGACAGGGCGCAUCCUGUCCCAGCUCCCUGUGGACGUGACCAUUGGCAAGGUCCUGAUCCUGGGCUGCGUCUUCCGCCUGGUUGACCCUGUGCUCUCCCUCGCUGCCGCACUGAGCAUACAAUCCCCUUUCACCCAGCGGUCAUUCAGGGACCUCGAUGCCUCGGCCGCCCGCAAGAAUGUGGACUCGGACCAUGGGGACCCCUUCACCCUGCUGAAUGCCUACCACGAGUGGCUGUCCAUGAAGUCGGGCCGCGGGGAGGACACCCGCAAGUGGUGCCGCCGGCUGGGCCUGGAAGAGCAGCGCUUCUACGAGAUGACCAAGCUCAGGAACCAGUUCAGGCAGCUCCUGGAGGAGGUGGGCCUGAUGGAGCGUCAGGUGGAGGCGGCGAGCAGCGUGGAGCGCGUCCAGCGGCACGGGGAGUUGCGCAAGCUGCGGGACCUGCGGAGGCAGAUGCAGAAGGAGCCCCGGAAGAAGCGGGUGCUCCGGCCGACUGGAAGGGACGAGGACGAAGAGGACGAGGCCAUAGACCUCAAGGACGUGGAGUUCAGGCUGCAGCAGGACCCAUCCCAGGUUCAGGGCUUCCUGAAACGGAGCCGCAGCUUUGGUUUCCACGACCUAAGCCUGAUGAAGCUGAUCCUCUGCUCUGGCGUGUACCCCCAAAUCGCAAUCUCGGACGACCACAACUCCUACAAGAGGGACUCCGACCAGGUCUUUCACACCAAGGGUAAGGGCUUUGUGGUGCUCCACCCCAACGGAGUGCUCGCUCUUCAUGCGGACGUUCUGCGACUGGACGACUUGGACGUCUUGACGGUGCCCGGUUUCCGAAGCUCUCUGCCAGUCAGCACCAAGCAUCAGGUGGUGGCGUUCAUGUCACUGUUGGAAACGACAAAGCCAUACCUCCUAAAUUGCCUAAGGGUCCAGUGUGUGCAGAUGCUUCUGCUGGUGUCAUCUGCAAUCGAUUCCAGUAUGACUCUGUCCAGGUUGGUUUUUGACGAGUUUGUUGAGGUAACGUUUCCGGAUCCGGACGAAGCGCUCCAACUGGUGCUGAAAGUGCUGAUCGCCCGCAAGCUCUACGGGAAACUCCUUGCCCUGAUGCUCGAAGAGACGGUGGAAACGGAAGGCAAGCGGGAGCCCAGUCCAGAAACGCUCCACCUGCAGCGUAAACUUCGGCGCAGGUUCGACGCAGUCCUUCGAACCGAGAUUGCCUACACGGUGCGGCGACUUCUCCCCGCCGACGUGAAACACCUUUACACUGGAGCGCAAGCAUUUAGAGCCCUAGCACAAGACGACGAUUCACUGCCAGAGGAACGCUUCAAGGUCAACUCCAAGAAGGGGGGCGUCUUCCUCAGCGAGUUCUUCACAUUUGGCAGUCUGGAAGAGAUUAGCUUGUCUGCGGAUGCCUUUGCGGAUAAAAAGUGGAAGUGUCCCAUUUGCGAAGAAGAGUUUCCUUUGUCGGUCAUUGAUGCUGUCCUUCAUCUGGAUGACUGCGACAAAGACGCCGACAUCAAAGAUGAAGCGGAACCCUCCAACGAAGAAACAGUGCGGCGGGACCCGUCGCAAAAGGCAUACUUCUGCAAGGAGUGCAACAAGGAGCUGUACCUGUCGCUGCCCGAAAUAUUCAAGCACAGGAAAAGCCAUCAGGUGGCUGAAACAAGAGAGUCAAGCUGAGAGACAGCCCCGAAUUCAGUGUAAAAAAAUGCAGUGUACAUAGAGCCAUCGUCACGGCAUCUCACUUAUUAGAAAAUGUCAGUAAACAAACAGCUUUAUCGUGCUUUGGGGCUAGACAAAUCUUGUAUAUAAUUUUAAUAAAGCAUGUUUCUUACUGGAAAGUGCUUCAUAUGAGAAAGUGACGAGCAAGCGUUUGUGCUACAAUAGCCCUUUUUGUCAGAAAAAAAGUGAGGCCAGUUGUGUUCUCUAAAAUGAACACUGCAAUUGGCUUUAUAUGCGUGUUUGUUUAUUAAGCCGCGGGAAGUUGGCGAGCCCCAUCGGGCGCCUCCUCUGCAGAUGAGAAGUUUAGCCAGUGCUGUGCCACUGCUAGCCUGGAGCACUUAACGUGCAUUAUGCAGUAGUGACAGGG
This is a messenger RNA of Ixodes scapularis (black-legged tick), 3983 nucleotides long. RefSeq names its product probable ATP-dependent RNA helicase DHX34. The coding region runs from base 62 to 3574 and encodes 1170 amino acids. The record is from RefSeq and is a predicted model, not a curated record. NCBI's taxonomy places the organism in Eukaryota, Metazoa, Arthropoda, Arachnida, Ixodida, Ixodidae. Gene Ontology annotation, biological process: nuclear-transcribed mRNA catabolic process, nonsense-mediated decay. Gene Ontology annotation, cellular component: intracellular anatomical structure. The transcript is spliced from 17 exons. Gene Ontology annotation, molecular function: RNA binding; ATP binding.